This is a messenger RNA of Drechmeria coniospora, 393 nucleotides long. RefSeq lists its product as uncharacterized. The coding region runs from base 1 to 393 and encodes 130 amino acids. Lineage: Eukaryota; Fungi; Ascomycota; Sordariomycetes; Hypocreales; Ophiocordycipitaceae. The record is from RefSeq and is a predicted model, not a curated record. The transcript has 2 exons.
AUGGCUGCCGCGUCAACGGAUGAUGACGUCGAAUUGCCGACGAUACGGUUCACCGCUCGACGGCCCGUCGUCACCUUGGGCGAGUUCGCAACGUCGCUCAUCGAUGGGGAGAUGAUGCCGUCGAGGCAUGCCGACGAAAUCACGGCGCAGCUGCUGGACAGAAAGCACACGAUGCGCCGUUCGGCCUCGGUCAAUGGGCAGCGGACUUGUCGGCUCGCGACCUCCGUGGUGGGGCCGGGCGGCAUCCGGUCCCUCGAGGCACCGCCGGACCGGAUCCGCUCGAAUCGCGGCCCCACAAGGCAUCUGCCAGGCCCGCUCGAACGAGGACUGGCGGGCAUGAGAAUGCUGUCGACGAGCGGCCUUUGCAGCGUCAAGCGGCGCGGCGCCCAUUAA